Closterium sp. Naga37s-1 is the source of this 5391-nucleotide messenger RNA. NCBI's taxonomy places the organism in Eukaryota, Viridiplantae, Streptophyta, Zygnematophyceae, Desmidiales, Closteriaceae. The record is from the annotation of a GenBank genome assembly.
AUGGGAAUUACCAUAAUUUGUCCACCCAGAAACGGGCUUCUAUUAAGCCCUACUGACGAAAGCGAUAAAUCUGGCGAAACCGGCGAAGGCGGCGCGUCCAGCAGCAGGCGAGGCACAUCAGGCCGUUUGGGCACGUCCGGAGCUGGCCCGGCGAUUCGGAAAGGCUCGCCGAGCCUGAGCCGCGCCAGGCUCGGGUUGGGGGAAAUCCGGCUGGACCUGGGCGCGUUGCGCGCGCGCACGGAGCGGGAUUUCAACGCGGAGGCGAUGGAGGUGCGCGCGCGGAAGGAGAAGUUCGCGUUCUUCCAGAAGGACUGUAGCCGCGUGCUGGAGCACGUGUUUGUCGGGAGCGAUUACGUGGCAAGAAGUCGCGAGAUCCUGCGCGAGGCGGGUGUGACGCACGUGCUCAACUGCGUGGGAUUCGUGUGCCCCGAGUACUUUCCUGGAGAUAUCGUGUACAAGACGCUCUGGCUGCAGUACUUUCCCGGGGAUAUCGUGUACAAGACGCUCUGGCUGCAGGUGAGCGGGGGGAGGGAGUGGGGCCUGGGGGAAGGGAAGGGGGGGGAAAAGGACAACACAGCGGAGGACAUCACAUGUGUGCUCUACGACGUGUUUGACUAUAUCGAGGGCGACAACACAGCGGAGGACAUCAUAUGUGUGCUGUACGACGUGUUUGACUACAUUGAGGGGGACAACACAGCGGAGGACAUCACAUGUGUGCUCUAUGACGUGUUCGACUACAUUGAGGGCGUGCGGGAGGGCGGGGGGCGCGUGUUCGUGCACUGCUGCCAGGGCGUCUCGCGCUCCACGUCGCUUGUUAUCGCCUACCUCAUGUGGACACAGAGGAUGGAGUUUGAGGAGGCGUUUAGGCGGGUGAAGGCGGUGAGGGGCGUGGCGAGUCCCAACAUGGGCUUCGCCUGCCAGCUGCUGCAGUGGCAGAAACGAGUCCUGCCGCCCAAACCAGCCGCCCCUGCACCUGCAGCAGCUCUCCCAGCGCCAGCUGAUCCGCCAACAGUAGCACCAGCGGCAGCAGCAGCGCCGGCAUCGUCUGAAGCGUCGGGCGGCGUGGUUCGGCAGCACAUGUACCGCAUGGCCCCGCACUCCCCGUACGACGCCCUGCACCUGGUGCCCAAAACCGUCCCUUUCUCCCGCCACUCCCUCGACCCGCGCGGGUGCUUUGUGGUGCAGGCGGGAUCUGCUGUGUUCUGCUGGGAAGGCAAGCAGUGCCAUUCCCUCAUGGCCCAGCAAGGGUUGGCCACUGCCAGGCAGACUAUCAAAUAUGAAAGUCUGGGCGGGGAGGCGGUUAUGCCCAAGCCAACAACCCCGUGUAAACCCAAAACACUAACCCCUUCCCCACCCAAACCUAAUUCAUCACCCACACCUGUGAGCCCUCUUGUUCCCUCGCUGCCUCAUGCCGCCUCUGCCCCAAACGCCCCUCACACCCCCACCUCUCCUGAACCUCCCAACCUCUCUUCUCAGCUCACGCCCCCGAACCUGCCCUCGACAUCUGCCGGACCUAGCCAGACGUCCGGGUCUCCGGGCUUCUCUGCUGUCCGAACCUCGUCCACACUCUUAGGCUCGACCUCGCUCUUUGGUGCGGUAGACAGGUUUGCGCAGAAGCUUCGGCGCCGAAGCUGGGACCGCAAGGAGGCGGAACAGCUUCGGAAGAUGGCUGCGGCGGCGGAAAAAGAAGUAUCGGGAAGGAAAGAGAAGGGGAAGGAGGGGAAGGGACGUAAAAUUGACAGCCCUUCAGAAGGGAAAGAAACAGCAGCAGGAGACGCAGAGGGAUCAGGAGGAGGAACGGGUAGGAGCAGGAACACUGAGGGGCGCGUGAGGAGGAGUGAGAGCCUCUCAGAGGAGCAGCUAGAGGCGCUAGCAGGGCAGCUGCAGUGCGGUGGGCUGCUAGACCCGUCUGAUAUCCGCCUGCGCCGCCCCUUCCUGCGCGGCCUGGGGCGCACUGGGGGAGGCGCGGACUGGGGCAGGCGGAAACUGGCGCAGGGGGAGGCGGGGAGGGAGGAGGAGGAGGGGUGUGGGGCGGGUGAGGCGGUGGAGGAGGGGGAAGGGAGGGUGGGAGGCGAGGGGGAGGAAGGGAGUGUGGAGGAGGAGAGGGAGAGAGGGGAGGGGAGGGUGGCGGGUGAGGAGGCAGGGGGGGGAGAGGAGGGGCGGGCGGAGAGGGGGAGGGGGCGGGAGCGGAGGAAGAGGGGCGAGGGGCGGGGCAUGCGUGGCCUGUCUCCCAUGCGCCUGCUGGCGAAGCUGUCAGGGGCAGCAGGGGGGGAGAGGGAGCAGAAGGGGGCGGGAGAGGGCGGAGCAGGCGGAAAUGCAAUAGUGCCUGGCAGGGUGGGUAGGGCCGCUGUGCCUCCCCUUGCUGCUCUGCAAGGCACCAGUGGCCUUGAUGGCCCUCCAGCCACCUCUGCUGCUGCUGCAACAGAUGCAACAGCUGAGCCACCUGCUGCAGCACCCACAUCACCUGAUAAAGCACCUGAAGUGCUAUCUGGGCCAGCACCCAGUUCACCUGCAGCCGCACCUGUUCCCAUCCAAAUUCCAAACUUAACUCUCGUGCAUAACUCACCCGCCCUCCCCCCCACUGCAUCCGCCUCCUGCUGGUCUGCCCUCCCCCGCCCUCAAUACGACACUGACUUUGAUUACUUUGAAAGGGCUCUAACGGGCGGCACGCCCCGUCCUGUAGCGGGCUUCGUCUCCCUCUCAGCCAAGCCGAACGUGCUGCCUCACAAGGGCCGCGGGUGGCUCUCUGACGAACCAGCCUGGAAUGACAACCCUUCAGGUUCGGCGGCUGGUUCGGGCAUAGGCUCGGUAGGAGGGAAUGCGUUUGGUUCCAAGGAAUGGCCGAGCUGGAUCCCAAAGAACAGGUUCGGGGUGCUAGGCUUGGCGGGCGGUCCGGGACUGCCGUCUCCAUCAUCAUUCUCCCCCCGUUCACUCGCGUUCUUCCCCCCUGGCGGCAUGGGCAUAUACGGGCAGGAGCUGAUGCGCUCUGUGUCCAAGGCACAGCAGGAGGGGGCGGGGCAGGGAGUGGGACAGAAUCAAGGGCAGGGGAAGGAGAAUGGUGGGGCAGAGUCAGAUGCAGGUGCUAGUGCAGCUGCGGCUCUUCCCUCAGCAGCACAGGGGAUGGGGUCUGGAGGAUGUGGGAAUGUGGAAAGUGGGGGAGUGGGGUUCACCCCAAGGGGAGUGGGUCCCUUUGGGGGCUUCUCGCAGGGAGAGCUGCUUACUACCCCUCGUGGCGCCAGGUCUUCUGUGAAACCGCCCUGGGAGGUAGGCACGGAUAAAUUUGCCAGUGCAGGCUGGGGUGGAGGCCCCCCUGCGCCAUACAUGCACCCCGCUGGCGGGCCUUCCGCCCCGGGGGGACCGCGCGGACAGGGACCAAUUUUACGGCAGCCGAUCUCAUCGUACGUCCCCCCGCACCUGCGCGGCCGCGGACCAGUCGGCGGGGGAGAUUUUGCGCAGCCCCCGGGUAUGCCGGGGAUGGGCCCACCGGGAGCCCCCGGCCCUGCGCCGGUAGUUUCCUGGAAUGCGCCGGCGGGGGGAGCUGGCGGAUCGUGGGCGGAUCAGGCAGGCGCGGCGGGUCCCGCAUACGGGGGACCUCCGCCGGACGGCGCAUGGAACGGCGGAGCUUCAGGCGGAGGCGGCUGGGGUGGCGGAGGAUACGGCGGAGCGGGUGGAGGCGCGUGGCAAGGCGGGGGUGCCGGAGGCGGGUACGGCGGCGGCCGAGGGGGAUAUGGCGGCGGGAGAAGGGGCGGCGGCGGUGGCGGCGGCGGAGGGCCUCUGGGAGGGUUUAGCGGGUCAGGCGGCGGGCGGGAGGAGGAUCCGUUUUCGUCGCAGACAAAGAAGGACUCGGAGGCGGUGUUUGAGAACCACCAGAACACGGGCAUUAACUUCGACGCGUACGAGGAUAUCCCCGUCGAAACCAGCGGCGACAAUGUCCCCCCCGCCAUCACUGCUUUCGACGGAUCGGGGCUCCAGCCCGCGGUGAUGGAGAACGUGAAGCGCUGCAACUACUCCAACCCCACGCCCGUGCAGCGGCACGCCAUCCCCAUCUCGCUCGGGGGCCGCGAUCUCAUGGCGUGCGCGCAGACGGGCUCCGGCAAGACCGCCGCCUUCUGCCUGCCCAUCAUCUCCGGCAUCCUCGCCGCUGGCCCCCCGCCCGACCGCCCCCGCUUCGGCCGCAAGGCAUUCCCCCUCGCGCUCAUCCUCUCGCCCACGCGCGAACUGACCAGCCAGAUCCACGCGGAGGCCUGCAAGUUUGCUUACAAGACUGGCCUGCGAGCCGUCGUCGUUUAUGGCGGUGCCCCUGCCGGCCAGCAGAUGCGGGAGCUGGAGAGGGGAGUUGAGAUCCUUGUCGCCACGCCUGGAAGGCUGUGCGACAUGUUGGAGCGAGGAAAGGUAUCCCUCACCAUGUUGCGCUACAUGGCCCUGGACGAGGCGGAUCGCAUGCUCGACAUGGGCUUUGAGCCGCAGAUCCGGCGCAUCGUGGAGCAGGAGGGCAUGCCGCGCGCGGGCGAGCGCCAGACGCUCAUGUUCUCGGCCACCUUCCCCAAGGAGAUUCAGCGCCUGGCGGCGGACUUCCUGGCCAACUACGUGUUUCUCACCGUGGGGCGCGUGGGGUCGUCCACGGACCUCAUUCAGCAGCGCGUGGAGUAUGUGCCCGAGCAUGACAAGCGGUCGGUUCUCAUGGACCUCAUUCACGCCCACCACACCUCCAACGGCGCUUCUGGCAAUGCGGGCGGGCUCACCCUGGUCUUCGUCGAAACCAAGAAGGGAGCCGACUCACUGGAGGACUGGCUGUGCCGCAACGGCUUCCCCGCGGCCUCCAUCCACGGGGACCGCUCCCAGCAGGAGCGCGAGUCCGCGCUGCGCUCCUUCCGCUCCGGGCGCACGCCCAUCCUCGUCGCCACCGACGUGGCAGCCCGAGGCCUCGACAUCCCGCACGUGAGCCACGUCAUCAACUACGACCUCCCCUCCGAUAUCGACGAUUACGUGCAUCGGAUCGGGCGUACCGGACGUGCGGGGAAGACUGGUCUGGCGACGGCGUUUUUCUGUGACAAGGACACGAACCUGGCGCGGUCGCUGAUAGAGUUGAUGAGUGAGGCGAACCAGGAGGUGCCCGGGUGGCUGCAGAACUUCGCGUCACGGUCGGGGUAUGGCGGCGGGGGGAAGGGCAGACGAGGAGGGGGUGGGAACCGGUUCGGAGGGAAGGAUUUCAGGAAGGAGCGCGGGGGAGGGGGAGGGGGGUAUGGAGGGGGUGGAUAUGGCGGUGGGGGGUAUGGAGGCGGGGGAGGGUAUGGGGGCGGGUAUGGCGGAGGAGGGGGAUAUGGCGGUGGUGGUGGUUAUGGUGGCGGUGGUGGUGGGUACAGCAACGCUCCUCCCAGCGCCUGGGAUUAG